This is a messenger RNA of Ceraceosorus guamensis, 5147 nucleotides long. RefSeq lists its product as hypothetical. The record is from RefSeq and is a predicted model, not a curated record. Gene Ontology annotation, cellular component: fungal-type vacuole membrane. The transcript has a single exon. Lineage: Eukaryota; Fungi; Basidiomycota; Exobasidiomycetes; Ceraceosorales; Ceraceosoraceae. The coding region runs from base 231 to 4982 and encodes 1583 amino acids.
CGCGAGUGGCUAAGUAGCCCGCCCUAUACACAUAUAGGAAAGUCUCGUCUUGCAAUCUUGAAUGUCCCAAGACGCUCGCAACUCAUCUGCGACGUCGAGGUAAGAGUCAAAGUGAAACGUCGGUCGAGCCUCGUAUGAUCAGGGGACCGCCUACUUUGGAUCAGACCUGUGCCGGAUGUGGCACACCCAAUCACGACUUCCUUUUGUCUCGCUCAAAAGCAAGUAACGCAAUGGCCUCAUCUUCGACGGCCGGUCAAGAUCCCCAACUCGCUGAUAUCCCUGAUCCAGAGCCAGAUAUGGAUGGAGAUGAGGAUGCAGAUGAGUUGGGCGAUGCCUCUGGUCAGAACGCCAAAGCCACCAAAGCAAAAGGGCUCUCCAGAGUACCCGCUGUUCGUGCACUGGUCGGCAAGCUCGUGCACAAUGCAAAGCUCGAAAUCUCGUCUUUGCAUGUUCACUCUCUAACCAAGACGGGCUUCUCAGCCAAGGGAAAGGCCAGGCUCUCUGCCAUUGGAACCGGCCCAUUGCCCCUCGUCAAGGUGAAGGUCAGACUACCCGAAGCAACCUCGAAGCUUUACUGGGUCGAAAACGAUGCGAGCGGAACCAUCGGCAAAAGGGCGAGCAAGGACAAGUCUGGAUCGGCCAACGCAGGUGGAGCUGGACACAUCUACAUCGCCAAUGCCCACAUCCAACCUUUCCGGAUCAAGCCCAGCGCGGCACCAGGAACGGCCACCGCAGAUCUCGAUCUGACCGUCUCUUUUCAACCAGGUGAAGAGGAGCGUGAGGGCGCAGGGCUGGCGAAAGUGAUCAAGCACAUCUUGAUCUCGCCGAUGGAUGCCAAGAUCAGACUCGUGAUGCAUGCCAAUGGCGCCGAAGUCAAGGCUUACGGAAUGCGUUUUUCUGGCUUGGAUGUGGAGAAGGAGGUCAUUGUCGGUGGACUUGGAGCACUGGGAGGGCUGCUGAGGUACGGUGCGGCUUCUCUGGAAAAUGGGCGAGCUUCAGGCGAUAUUAAGCCUGUACCGAGCGCGCUGGGUGUGCCUAGCGGGCGAAGCGAAAGCGCUAGCAGCAGCGAUCAACACACUGGCUCUUGCGACCCUGUAGGCGAGGGCGCAAAAGCCAAGAAGCGCUUCACUUGGCGAAGCUCCCUGUCGAAGAAGUCUAGUCCAGGGCCCAAUUCAUCGUUCGAUUCUCCUUCGCGCUCGUCCUCGGCGACGACUGCUCCCACGCGAGGCUCGAGCUUUAGGAGCUCUAGCAAGCCGCAAGCCGCGCGCACUGCGUCGUCUGCCAGCUCCAUGGGUUCCCCAGCCCUCGAAAUUUCAGACUUUCAAAUCGUCGGUGGUCACGAGCAGCGCGGCAUAGAAGUGGAAGCGAGUGUGACGCUCACCAAUCCGUCUGCUUCGCCAGCCAUUACGAUCGAGCCCGGCGAAUUGAGAUUCUCGCUGUGCGCUUCGGCUUUCGCACCUGGCGAAGCUCGCCCAGCUGCUGGGCAUGAGCCAGCUGCAUCGCCCGCACACUCCCUCGCAGGCUUGGUCGUUCUUGGCGAUCUAACCUUGGCGGCAACGCCUCUCAAGCCUGGUCCUAAUACUGUCAAGGCGCGUGGCUAUAUUCGAUUGCCUGCCGAGCCGAGCCAAGACGCACCACCGGGGAGCCCUUCUGCGCAAGCUUACGCAGCUGGCCAACGGAUGAUCACUUCGCUGUUGCAGAAUGAAGCCAUACAUGCUUGCGCAGUGGCCGGAUCAACGGGCGCGUCGGACACUCCUUGGCUUGCGCAGGCGCUCGCAGGGGCACGAAUUGAUGCUGUCGUGCCACCGCUUGGCGAAAAGGCUCGGCUGUUGGAUGGUGCAGAGCUGAGGGUUGAAGGGACUGGAAGCAGCGCUAGCAGUGUCCGUCAAAGGACUGCAUCGCACGUAUCAAACCUGGACUCGCCCAAUCUGGGUCUCAAGGCGCCGCCGAGCCCGCACUCGCCCUACUUCGAGUCGAGUCAGGAUAGCGCGUUCGGGGGCCAGUCUGCUCUUGGGCGACGGAAGAGUGCAGCGAGCCUUGCAGGGGGCUCUUCUGUCGCCCGUGCAACCCUGCGCAACGGUUUCGGAGUAGAGAUCGCGGUUUCCAGCCUAUCUGUACUGGCUGUACCUGCAGCAGCGGGAGGCGCCGGCCUCGAGGCUUUGCAACUCGGAGAAAUCAAAACUUCGAAGAGGUGGGAAGGGCUGGUACUUCCGCCAGGAGGGUCGCCCGUCAAUGCCAGUCUGCCUUUCCAAAUCAAUCGCGACCCUGUCGCGCUAGUCACAAUUAUGCGACGCUCAGCACAGAGCAGGGGCGUGGACAUCGGCGACUCUCUCGAAGAGCUGUUCGAAGAGCUCACGAUGAAUGGAGGCAAGACGCCUCACGCGUCGGCACGAAAUUCGAAGGAUCUCUCCGCGGGCGGACACGCAAGUGGCGAAGAGGACCCCUCGAAAGACCUCGCCUCGCUCCUAGCUCGCGCUUUAGCAGACUUGCGCGUGACUGCCCAUGUGGAAGCGACUGCGAUGCUUGGGCAAUAUCGACUGCCAGGUACUCUGCGAUUCACGCAGCACAGCUUACCUAUUGCGCUCAGUCACACGACCUCGGCUGCCCUACUGCCUGAUGUUGGCGCCCCAUUCGUCAAGACAUUGGUGGACCGAGCUGAGGUCAAGCUGAACGGCAUCGACGUGCACGACAUGGAUGAGGACGGUAUCAUGCUGAGCACAGGCCUCCGCCUCACAAACUUUGGUCCACUCGCUGCUAGCAUUUUGUUCAAUGGCCCAGCCGAGCUCUUCACUGUAGCUGGGGAGCAGAAUGGAGCGAGCGGCGGCUUGAAGCCCGGCCAGUCGAAGAACAGGGUGGCGCGAUUGCACAUCCUCGAUCGAGUCGAUGUCAAUCCAAAGCUACUCCAGUCUGUCAAAACCAAUGCUCGCAUCUCGCAACCUGGAGGAGCUGGCGGGACCGAAGCUUUCGCCUCCUUCGUGAGAGCUUUCUUGCUCGAGAGCUCCACCGAGUUCGAGCUCGUCGCAAAAGUUUUGGUCACCGCUGGUGGCAUUGACUUUCAAGCCACGCUGCAGAAGCGCAUCGUUCUGCAGGGUCUAGGAGGCUUUCAAGGUCUGCGCGUGGAGAACUUUUCCGUCCUUGGCGAAGCAUUUGCUCCCGCCGUAGGUGGUAGUCUCACCCAUGCCGCGGCUCCAACUGAAAACACGCGAUCGGGACGUGGAGCUCUACAGGUCUGCGCCUCAGUUGUGCUUCCCAAUCCGAGCGACAUCUCUUUGACUCUCUCCAGGCUCGAACUUGCUCUCACGUACCAGGGCGCUGGCAUAGGUCAGCUGGCUAUCGAAGACAUCAUCAUGGAGGCUUACGCCGAGACGCAACUCGAAGCGCGGGGUCUGGUCUACAUCGAGAGCGCAAAUUACGAAGAGAGCCUCCAAAAGCUUGGAGAGAUGAUCAACGCGCUGCUACUGGGCAAGGAAGUCAAGCUGGGCAUACAAGGAGAAAGAGCGUGGGUGCAGCCUUCCAAGCAAAGCGGCUCGAGCGGCAACAUCGUAUCGCUGGCUGCGCCUGCAGCGAGGCCUCGGGCUGGUACCACGUCCGAGCCCAGCAGAAUCCCAUGGCUGGAUGCCGCGCUUCGUGGCUUCAGAGCCGAGGCGCCCGUUCGACAGCCUCCUCUAAAGAUCGUCGAUCAAGUCAGCGUUGGUCAUAUUGACGCAUCCUUUCCCCGAGGCGGCUCGCCUGUCAUCUCGACGACGAAUAUCGCAGUGAAGUAUAGCGUGCCUGGGUAUCCGAUUGGUGUCAAGGUGCUGUCCGCUUCAGCAGACGUCGAGCUCGUGUUCAACGGCGUCGUGGUCGGUAGAGCCAAGACAGCAGAUGGCACCAUCUCGGAGGCCAAAGAAUCGAACUCGGACGAAGGCGCUAGCGGUAGCUUCAAGCUCACGCUGGAAAGCUUCGAACUGCACACCAAGGAUGAAGCGACGAUGUCCGAGCUCGUAUUCCACAUGUUCGAAGCUGGACCGGAAGGUACCAAGCGCAUCAGUCUUCGAGGUCGCGCCAGCAUCAGAGCGUACACCUGCAUCGGUGAAUUGCCACUUACUGUCGAGCUCGGCCAAGAACACCUCAUCAGUAUUGCCGGCUUCAAUGGUCUGCAAAGCAGUCCAGUUCAAUACUCUGGGUUCGAGAUCAAGGAUGCGUGCGCCGAAUACUUGGAGGUCCGCUUCAAUCUCUUCCUCAACAAUCCCUCGCAAGUUCAUCUGCGUCUCCCGGACUCUGGACUCUCGAUGGGCGUAUAUUUCCGAGAUACCUACGUUGGGCGAGCGCUGGUCUCAGAGACUUCGUUCGAUUUGCCUACCGGCCCUGUGGCCGUUCAGAAUGUGGAGUUCAGGUAUGCGCCUUCUGAGGAAGGCCCAGUCAGGGCCAUCCCUUCGAAUAUUCUGAGUGGCAAGCAGUCUGUUUUGCAGGUCAAGGGCGACCGGCAAAGUGUGCAGAUACCCGUGCUCGUGCCUGCCAUCGAGCACAUUCGCUUGGAAUUUGCCCUCAAACCUGUGCUCAACGAGCUGCUGGAGAGUAUCAGCGUGCACAUCACUCCGACGGUGCUGACGCACUCCACUAUCGAAACGGCGUACAUCAUCAAGAAUCCCCUAGGGGUGUCGAUCGACCUCCUCUCCUUGAGCUUCGCUGCGCACUUCAAGUCAAAGCCUUUCGGCAGCGCCUCCAGGGACAUGUCCAAGGCUCCUCUACGCAUCGCACCGGGAACUUCGCGUAAUCCGGGCAAGCAGCAGGGCAAGAUCGACUGCAGACUUGCUCAGAGCUUGGACAAGAUCGUCAAGACCUUCUUGCAAGAGAGGGGAACACUAGUCCUGGAUGUCGAGGUCGAGGCCCGUGUGAGCCUGAAUGGCUUCGUCAUUCCCACCUUUGAGUACUCUCAACGGCUGCCUUUGCACGUCGACGGACUUGGCGGCGUCAGCCGUAUUCUUGGAAUGAUCGGAUGAACAGAGCAGCGCUCUGCUGCAGGCCUCUGCAUCAAAUACCUCCAGAUGCAUCGCUUUCCCCGUGCCCUCGUCUUUCCGCAUACCGCAUCUCGUCUCUGAGAGACAUCACUCUCCUUCUGUAUACCCGCGUACUUCGUAGUCAUCAACCUAGAUACCAAGCUGGCG